Linum tenue is the source of this 459-nucleotide messenger RNA. NCBI's taxonomy places the organism in Eukaryota, Viridiplantae, Streptophyta, Magnoliopsida, Malpighiales, Linaceae. The record is from the annotation of a GenBank genome assembly.
AUGGCGCCCAAAUCAUCAUCAUCAUCAUCAUCAUCAGCUAGCUUCCUUGCUCUGUUUCUGAUCCUAACCAUCUCCGCCGCCGCGAUAGCCCGGUCGGAGGAGAGGCUGCAGCCGGAAGCCGCGGCGGGCUGCUGGAAGGAAAUCUACCAAAUCCCCAACUGCCUCCUCAGCAUCAUCCGCUCCUUCUUGCCCGGCGGCGGCAAAGGGUCGUCCAUCGAGAACGGCGUCGGCGUCCCCUGCUGCAAGGCUUUCCUGUCGCUCACAGGGGACUGCCAGGUCGAGAUUUUCCAGAACAGCUCCGUUAUCCCCCUGAUCGAGGUUUUCUGCAAUGCCGUCGUCGGUUCACCGCCGGAGAACGGGGGAGACAUGCCGGAGCCAGAGCCAGAGCCUCCAGUAAUGUCCCCUGCCGCUGAGGAAUUGGGUUCCACUUUCCCUUGGCCAACAGCUCGCCUGGUUUAG